CCCACCUCCAUGCCAGCCCUGCUCCAGGCGGGGUCUUCUGGGGCAGCAAAGAGGGGGAUGCCUGACUGGGCUCUCUAAGUCACUGUGAGCCCCCUCGCUCUGGUGGGGUUGGCCCCCACAACCCUGCUCCUGCAGCCCCAGAGUCCCUGGCUCCCUGAGGGGAUGGGUCCACGUUGUUAGCCAGGGGUAAGAGUUGGGGCUCCUGCUUGGGCACCAGCCCAGCAGCCCCCAGCAGCCCUCUUCAUCUCCCACCUCCACUGCGGGGCCUCGCUUCCGGCACUGGGGUGAGGAGCUGAGACCGCCCGAUAAACUGAGCUGCUUCCUCUGGGGCAGGAAGGGAGGGUGGGGGCCAGCGCGGGGUGGGAGGAGGACUCGUGCCGCCAGGUCAGCUGAGCACCCAUGGACCCCAGCAGCAGCAGGCCCAGGGAGCAGCUGAGUGGCCCCCUGGUAGACCUGCUGCAAGAACAGACAGAACCUCCGUCACACCACUUACCCCCAGAGGAGCGGGCCCUGCUCUACGAGGAAGCGCUGUACACAGUCCUGCACCGCCUGGGGCAGCCAGAGCCAGACCACGUGAGUGAGGCCUCGGAGCUGCUGCACUACCUGCAGGAGGCCUUCCACAUAGAGCCCCAGGAACAUGAGCAGCUGCUGCGACGGGUCCAGGAGCUUGAGAAGCCGACAUUCUGUCUGAAGGCCACAGUAAAGCAGGCUAAGGGCAUUCUGGGCAAGGACGUCAGUGGCCUCAGCGACCCCUACUGCCUGCUGGGCAUAGAGCAAGGGGUGGGCGUGCCCGGGGGCAGCCCCACCUCUCGGCGAAAGCAGAAGGCUGUGGUGCGGGAUACCAUCCCAGAGGACCAGACCCACCGCACCCAGGUCAUCACUCAGACGCUCAACCCGGUUUGGGACGAGACCUUCAUCCUGGAGUUUGAGGACAUAGCCAGUGCCAGCUUUCACCUGGACAUGUGGGACUUGGACGCUGUAGAGUCGGUGAGACAAAAGUUGGGCGAGCUCACAGACCUACACGGGCUGCGAAGGAUCUUCAAGGAGGCGCGCAAGGACAGGGGCCAGGAUGACUUCCUGGGCAAUGUGGUUCUAAGGCUGCAGGACCUGCACUGUCGUGAGGAUCAGUGGUACCCCUUGGAACCCUGCACCGAGACCUACCCAGAUCGUGGCCGCUGCCACCUCCAGUUCCAGCUCAUUCACAAGCGGAGAGCCACGGCAGCCAGUCGCUCCCGGCCCAGUUAUGUUGUACAUCGCCACCUCCUGCAGCAGUUGGUGUCCCACGAGGUCACCAAGUACCAGGCGGGCAGCACCUCCUGGGAUGGAUCACUGAGUCCCCAGGCUACUACCAUCCUCUUCCUCCAUGCCACGCAGAAGGACCUGUCCGACUUUCACCAGUCCUUAGCGCAGUGGCUGGCCUACAGCCGCCUCUACCAGAGCCUGGAGUUUCCCAGCAGCUGCCUUCUGCAUCCUAUCACCAGUAUUGAGUACCAGUGGAUCCAGGGCCGGCUCAGAGCUGAACAGCUGGAAGAGCUGGCCACCUCCUUCAGCUCCCUGCUGGCCUAUGGCCUUGCCCUCAUCCGGAAGUUCCGAUCUGUCUUUCCCCUGUCCAUCCCCGACUCCCCAGCCCGGCUGCAGUCUCUCCUCAGGGUCCUGGCACAAAUGUGCAAGACGAAGGCCUUCGGAGAACUGUGCCUGGACAGUCCCCCACUGUCUCAGCUGGUGACUGAGGCCCUCCAGACAGGCACAGUUGAGUGGUUCCACCUGAAACAACAGCAUCAUCAGCCCAUGGUGCAGGGCGUGCUAGAAGCUGGCAAGGCCCUGCUGGGCCUGGUGCAGGAUGUCCUCGGCGAUCUGCACCAGUGCCUGCGCACCUGGAACAAGAUCUUCCACAAUGUCCUCAGAAUUGACCUCUUCUCCACGGCUUUCUGGGAGCUACAGGGCCUGGUGGCCAAGCAGGCGCAGGACCACAUGGCUACCGUGUGCUCCCCUGUGUCCCCAGAGGUGGGCGAGAGUCUCUUCCAGCUCUAUGUCAGCCUCAAGGAGCUCUGCCAGCUAGGCCCACUCCCCUCUGAGAGGGACAGAGUCCCGGCCCUGGAUGGCUUCCACUGCUGGUUUCAGCCAGCCAUCCCCUCCUGGCUGCAGAAGACGUACAGCGUGGCCCUAGAGCGCGUGCAGCGCGCCGUGCAGAUGGACCAGCUUGUGCCCCUGGGUGAACUGACCAAGCAUAGCACGUCGGCCGUGGAUCUGUCCACCUGCUUCGCCCAGAUCAGCCACACUGCCCGGCAGCUGGACUGGCCGGACCCAGAGGAGGCUUUCAUGAUCACUGUCAAGUUUGUGGAGGACACCUGUCGUUUGGCCCUGGUGUACUGCAGCCUUAUCAAGGCCCGAGCCCGGGAGCUGUCUGCAGGCCAAAAGGACCAGAGCCAGGCAGCCGACAUGCUGUGUGUGGUGGUGAACAACAUGGAGCAGCUGCGGCUGGUGAUCGACAGGCUGCCCUCCCAGCUGGCCUGGGAAGCCCUGGAGCAGCGGGUCGGGGCCGUGCUGGAGCAGGGGCAGCUACAGAACACACUGCACGCCCAGCUGCAGAGUGCGCUGGCCGGGUUGGGCCAUGAGAUCCGUACAGGAGUGCGCACACUGGCUGAACAGCUGGAGGCGGGCAUCGCCAUGCACAUCCAGAAGCUCGUGAGUGUCCGGGACUCCGUCCUGCCUGAAGAUGCCAUCCUGCCUCUGAUGAAGUUUCUGGAGGUGAAGCUCUGCUACAUGAACACCAACCUGGUACAGGAGAACUUCAGCAGCCUCUUGAGCCUGCUGUGGACUCACACCCUAGUGGUGCUGGUGGAGGCCGCCACCGCCCAGCGCAGCUGCCCCCUGGCUUCCUGCAGGCUCAAGACUGCCCUGCAGAACCUGGAGAUUUGCUUCCACGCUGAGGGCUGUGGCCUACCGCCGGAGGCCCUGCACACAGCCACCUUCCAGGCUCUGCAGAGGGACCUGGAGCUGCAGGCGGCCUCCAGCCGGGAGCUCAUCCAGAAGUACUUCUGCAGCCGGAUCCGGCAGCAGGCAGAAACCACCUCUGAGGCCCUGGGGGCGGUCACGGUCAAGGCCUCCUACCGCGUCGCGGAGCAGAAGCUUCGCGUGGAGAUCCUCAGUGCCUCCAGCCUGCUGCCGCUGGACUCCAAUGGCUCCAGUGACCCCUUCAUCCAAUUGACCUUGGAGCCCAGGCAUGAGUUUCCCGAGCUGGCCCCCAGGGAGACUCAGAAGCACAGGAAGGACCUGCACCCUCUGUUUGAUGAGACCUUUGAAUUUUUGGUGCCGGCUGAGCCUUGCCAGAAGGACGGGGCAUGCCUCCUGCUCACCGUGCUGGACCACGACACGCUGGGUGCUGACGACCUGGAAGGGGAGGCCUUCCUGCCUCUCUGCUCAGUGCCUGGGCUGAGUGGCUCUGAGGAGCCUAGUGAGGUGCCUCAGACCCGCCUGCCCCUCACGUACCCCGAACCCAACGGGGACCCAAUCCUGCAGCUGCUGGAGAGCCGGAAAGGUGACCGCGAGGCCCAGGUCUUCGUGCGGCUGAGGCGGCUGAGAGCCAAGCAGGCUUCCCAGCAUGCCCUGCAGUCAGGGCGGUAGCAGUGGAGGCUGAGGGGAGGGUGGGGACCUGCCAGGCCAUUGGCUUGCCCUCCAAGGUCCUCCUGCAGAGCAGAGCAGAGCCCCUGUGAUGGAGCACCAGCAGCUGUGUUUAUACUCCUUCCCCGCCUCCCCACCGCAGCCCUGACUCGGGUGUCCUGCUCUCCUCUUGGAAAAACUAGUUUUAGUGGAAUGGGGUCUUCUAGUCCACCUGUUCCAGGCUCUGGAGGGAACCAGGCCUGCAGAAGUGACAGCUGUGAGGGAAGGGAGCCUGGAGACUGGGCCUUGUGGCUCAGGACAGCAGGGGCUGUGGAGGGACCAGGGAAGACAGAGCGAAGACAGCACUUGUCACCUAGGAUCCUCAGAAAAACUAAUAAACCAUCCAGUCACCUCAGAAAGGACAUUCGUGGCCUGCAGCUAGCCCCCAAGGC
This is a messenger RNA of Ochotona princeps (American pika), 4052 nucleotides long. RefSeq names its product unc-13 homolog D (gene UNC13D). NCBI's taxonomy places the organism in Eukaryota, Metazoa, Chordata, Mammalia, Lagomorpha, Ochotonidae. The coding region runs from base 400 to 3624 and encodes 1074 amino acids. The record is from RefSeq and is a predicted model, not a curated record. The transcript is spliced from 32 exons.